AUGGCUCUGCCGCCGGUCGAUAUGUUCGUCGAUAUGAUGAAGCGGGUGGUUAAGGCCAACGAACGUUUCGUCCCUCCCUACGGGACGGGCGCUUCGCUGUAUAUCCUCCCCGUGCUGUUCGGCACCGGCCCGCAGGUCGGCGUAAAGCCCGCCGGGGAAUACCUGCUGAUCGUUUUCGUUACUCCGGAUAUCCGAGCGUGCUGUAUCUGGAUGCAAAGGAAAAGCACAUCGACGAAUGCGCGCGCCAACUUUUUCGGCAUCCGCGACGGCGUUUACAUUACGCCCAAAUCCCAUUCGGUGCUGCCGUCGAUCACGAACAUGAGUUUGAUGACGCUGGCCGCGGAGAUGGGGCUGAAAGUCGAACAGCGUCCGGUCGAUUACGACGAGCUCGGAACGUUCGAUGAAGCCGGAUCGUGCGGAACGGCGGCCGUUUUGUCGCCCAUCGGCAGCAUUUACGAUCCGCUGACCGGACAUACUUUCGUUUACAACGACGGCAAGCCGGCAAAUGGAGCGAAAAGUUGUACCACCGACUGCGAGCGAUCCAGUAUGCCGAGGAACCCGAUACGUACGGAUGGAUGGUUGCGUUUUUUUAAUCCGGGUACGAUGACCGAAAAGGAACUGGCCGCCGAACUGAAAGGCAUUUUUACCAAAGGAUUUGCCGGACGUUACGGGAGAUUGAUUGCGGAACACGAUCUUUUCGGGGACGCGUUGAGCCUUGGACUCGACAGCGAUCCGUCCGUUGCGUUCCAUGCUUCGUAUGCAUUGGAAAGGGCGUUUUUUAUUGCGCCGGAGGCGUUCGAGCGGCAUAUCGGGCAUUUCGUCCGGAAUUACCUCGCGAUCGUUAAAUCCGAGCGCGUGCCGUCAUUAUUCGAAGAUGAUGGCGUGGCUGCUCGACCGGAAGCGGAUCGAACUGACCGACAGUCAGCGCCGACAGAUCGCCGAAACGACGUUCGACCGGCUGAUAGACCCGUCGGUGCGUCCGGCCGUAAAAGUGUGGUCGAUGGAGAUACUCGACAUCCUGUCGGCAGAAUUGCCGUGGUCGAAGAGCAGCUUUACGAUACGAUCUGCUGGCUAAUGCGCGACGACGGUCCGGCGCUGCGGAACCGGGGAGCGAAAAUCUGCCCGCCGCAUCCGGCAUCAAUUACUUCGAUUAUGGCAAAGAAACUGACCGUAGCGCUGAUUUACGAUUUCGACGGCACGCUUUCGCCGGGCAACAUGCAGGAGUACGACUUUAUUCCGGCGAUCGGCAAAAGCAACCGCGAGUUCUGGGAGGAGAGCAACGAAACCGCCCGCGAACAGGACGGCGACCCGAUCCUCGCUUAUAUGUACCGGAUGCUGCACGAAGCCAAGAGUUCCGGCAUUUCGUUGCGGCGCGAGUCGUUCGCCCGGUCGGGACAGAAUAUCGAAUUGUACGAGGGCGUCCGCGAGUGGUUUCCGCGGAUCAACGCCUAUGCCGCCGAACGCGGCAUCCAACUGCAGCAUUAUAUCAAUUCGUCGGGCCUGCGCGAGAUGAUCGAAGGAACCCCGAUCGCCAAGGAAUUCCGGAAGAUUUACGCCUGUUCGUUCCUUUACGAUAUCGACGGCGUGGCUUACUGGCCGGCCGUGGCGGUCAAUUACACCAAUAAAACGCAGUUCAUCUUCAAGAUCAACAAAGGGAUCGAAAGCGUGUACGACAGCCGGCGGAUCAACGAGUAUAUCGAGGAGGAGCAGCGUCCGGUGCAGUUCCGUCACAUGAUUUAUUUCGGCGACGGGACGACCGAUAUUCCGUGUAUGAAACUGGUCAAACAGCAGGGAGACAUUCGAUCGCCCUAUAUCUGCGCUGCCGAUUACAGUCCCGAUAAGGAGAUCGACUGUCUCGUCAGGACGAUCAUCGACAAGAUCGAAGCCGACCACAAGUUGAGCAAAUUCUAUAAAAAUGGUUAUCAGUUGGUAACGCCUUGCGAUCUGGGUAUUACCGAGGAUAUACCGGAAGAGCAGCCGACUCUGGAGGGAAAUGCUUUUCAGAAGGCCCGCUACCUGUACGACCGCACCGGGCUGGACUGUUUCGCCGACGAUACCGGUUUGGAAGUCGAUGCGCUCGGCGGCGCGCCGGGGGCCGACCGAAAGGCCCGGUUCCGCACGGUGAUCGCGCUGAUCUUCGGAGGAAAGGAAUAUCAGUUCGACGGGGUGGUCGACGGUACGAUCACGGACGCCGCACGGCGGGGGAGGAUUCGGUUACGAUCCGGUUUUCGUUCCGGACGGUUACGACGUCACGUUCGCGGAGAUGGAUUCCGAAGCCAAAAACGCGAUCAGUCACCGCGGCCGCGCCGUCGAAAAAUUGGCGGCGUUUCUUUCGGGAGCGAAAUAAUGCGUACGUACAAAGCCCGCGGCGUGGUGCUGCAUACGAUCAAAUACGGCGACAGUUCGAUGGUCGCCUACCUGUUUACCGACUUGUUCGGGCGGAUGAAUUACAUGAUCCAGGGCGUGCACAGCAGCCGGGGGCGGGGCAACAAGGCGGCGCUGUUCCAGCCGAUGUUCCUGGUCGAAUUCGAAGGGAUCGAGCAGCCGCAGGCGCGGAUGCAUCGCAUGAAGGAGGUGCGCAGCCUGACGCCGCUUUCGAGCCUGCCGUUCGACGUCCGCAAGAGCACCAUUUCGCUGUUUAUGGCCGAGGUGCUGUACCGAUUGAUCCGCGAGUCGGAGGCCAACGAACCGCUGUUCGAUUUCGUCUGUCGGUCGGUCGUGCAGUUGGAUCGGAUGACCGAAGGGAUUUCCAAUUUUCACCUGUGGUUCCUCGUGCAACUUUCCGCCUACCUCGGAUUCUAUCCGGGCAACGAGCCGAUCCCGAACGGUUAUUUCGAUAUCCGGGCGGCGUGUUUACGCCGUCCGUUCCGGCGCAUCGGAUCUGCAUGGACGCUUCCUGUUCCGGCUUGCUCGGCGAUCUGA
This is a messenger RNA of Mycena citricolor, 2922 nucleotides long. NCBI's taxonomy places the organism in Eukaryota, Fungi, Basidiomycota, Agaricomycetes, Agaricales, Mycenaceae. The record is from the annotation of a GenBank genome assembly.